GAGGCACUAUGCCUGUCAGGCGCGGUCUGCCCUUCUGGUGUUGUGCGAGGUUGAGAGCUCAAGAAGAACAUUUCAGACGCUGAUAGACAAAAGACCCAACCAUGGCCUCUGGGGUGACAGUGACCGAUGAAGUUAUUACAGUCUUCAACGAGAUGAAGGUGCGUAAGGCCCAGGCGAACGAGGAUGAGAAGAAGAAGAGGAAGAAGGCGGUGCUGUUCUGCCUGAGCGAGGACAAGAAGCACAUCGUCCUUGAAGCAGGUCGGGAGAUCCUGACUGGCGACGUGGGUACCACCAUCACAGACCCCUACCUGCACUUUGUCAAGAUGCUGCCCGCAGACGACUGCCGCUACGCCCUCUAUGAUGCCACCUAUGAGACCAAGGAGACCAAGAAAGAGGACCUUGUCUUCAUCUUUUGGGCCCCAGAUGGUGCCCCACUAAAGAGCAAAAUGAUCUACGCCAGCUCAAAGGAUGCCAUUAAGAAGAAAUUCACAGGUAUCAAGCAUGAAUGGCAAGUUAACGGUUUGGAGGACAUCAAAGAUCGGCGAACCUUAGCAGAGAAGCUUGGAGGCUCAACAGUGGUCACCCUUGAAGGUGGGCCUGUAUAAAUCCAGUCUCGGGUAUCAACUGAGGCCUACAGGGGAAAAAUAGAAUUUAAAAUCCUGUGGGUAUGGCUGUUCAUUCUAGAAUGAUAAGGAAUUAGGUGAGGGGGUUUAGAGUACUAAUAAGAGGAUGUUGUUGUGGGGAGAAGAAUCAAGCAUGCUAUUUCAUGGUUUAAAAUUGUGGUUAUCAUUCUACUUGUCACAAUGAAGAACACACAGACAUGUCUUAAAUGGCAAUUUGUGAUGAAGGAUUAUGACAAAAUAAAUGAAGAUUUGUCACCAUUUCCGAGAUUGGCCUUGCAAUUUCCAAACUAAUGAAGAACAAAAUGUGGUUUACAGAGUGACAUUUUUUAACAGAGAUGCGGACUGGGUAUGUCCCUUGUAUGAUGGAGGGGUGUAUGGAUCAGGCAGAUGAAAUAGAAACUAACGAGCAGGGCUAUGACCAUCCCAGUGGGUAAACAUGUCAAUUUAUGCACUCUGUUCACACUUAAUUAUCUGAUGGUAAUUCCUGUAUUGCCAAAUUAGUUAUUCUUUAGCAUGUCUAGCUUAAACUAGGUUUAUUUUCCAACAUGCUUCCAGUAAAAUUCAAAUUCCAAAACUUGACCUUAUUCCAGUAAGUUAAUAUUUACAAGCGCAAACGGUUAAGAAGCUGUGUACAAAAAUGCAUUCCUUUUUUCAUGAUGAAAUUUCAGAACAGCUUGAACAGGGAUCGAUAGAUGGUUUAACAAUGUGGAGUCAGGGGUAUGUAGUAAUGUGGGUGGCACCAGUUGGAAGAAGCCUAUGAGAGAAAGUAAAGUGUGGGUGUUUUGUUUUUGUCUCCUAAUGUCUAAAUAAAGAAAAUGCACUUACAUUUA
Molecule: messenger RNA, 1453 nt
Organism: Coregonus clupeaformis (lake whitefish)
Lineage: Eukaryota; Metazoa; Chordata; Actinopteri; Salmoniformes; Salmonidae
Product: cofilin-2
Exons: 4
Coding region: 102-605 (167 amino acids)
Biological process (GO): cell motility; actin filament fragmentation; actin filament severing
Cellular component (GO): actin cytoskeleton; actin cortical patch; cytoplasm
Molecular function (GO): actin filament binding
Source: RefSeq, a predicted model, not a curated record